UACACCAUCUGAAAGUGGAGAAGACUACAAGUUGGAUCUGUAUUGACCAAAGAGGCAAAGACCACGAGUCAAGUUGGAAAGGGAGAGAGAGAGAGAGCAAAAAUACAUCCAGUGCAGAGCCAGAUAUCUACCUUCUCACACAAACAUCUCGACAUACUCUAAAUUCUGAAAUGGAGCACAUCAUAUCAGCUCUCACAGGUGAUCUCACCGGUCGAUUAAUCUCCUCCUUGAUGAACAAGUUUUCAGAUCGCGUAUGCUCCGAUGACAAGGUGAAAAGGCUGGAACAACUACUUCUAAGAGUUGAGAUGGUCAUUGAGGAGGCAGACGGGCGAUACAUCACCAACUCCAGGAUGCUGAUGCAGCUGAAGGAGCUAGCAGAUGCCAUGUACCAUGGACGCCAUAUGCUAGACAUGUUCAGGUGCAGGACACUAAUUCAGGACAGUGCCAUCAGGGAGGUUAGCGAUCCAUUUCCUUCUCUCAAACGCUUUCGCACAAUUGCUGAUGCUUCUGGGAGUGACAAGGUCAGGUAUCUUGAUCUGGAUAAAACUUUGGGUACCCUAGAAAGUUGUGUUGAUCACAUGGCAGAAUUUGUUGUGCUUUUGAGCGGAUGCGAACGGAUGUCGCGCAGGCCAUAUGAUGCAUACCUUUACAUAGAUAACUUCAUGUUUGGGCGUCAUACUGAAAAGCAGAGGCUCCUGAACUUCCUGUUGGAGUACAACCCUCCUGGUCUACAGCCUGCUGUUCUUCCGAUCAUUGGUGGUCUUGCAGUUGGUAAGAAAACUCUGGUUGCACAUGUGUGUGCAGAUGAGAGAGUUCAGUCUCAGUUCUCUUCUGUUCUGCGUUUGAAUGAAGAUGAUCUUUUGAGGCUAGCACAGAGUGAUACUCUCUUGUCAGGGAAGCUUUUGGUAGUUCUUGAGUUUUUAUCUGAUGUGAAUGAGAAGAAUUGGGAUGAUUUCUUUGCAUUUCUGGCGAAAUUGAAGAAAGGAAGCAAGUUGAUAACCAUAAGCAGGUUUAGAAGAUCAGAGAAGCUUGGAACUGUGAAACCAAUUUUACUUGACAGCCAUUCAUACGAAGAAUUCAGUUACCUCUUCAAGACACUCGCAUUUCGAAGUUCGAACCCUAAUGACCAUGCACGAUUAGUGGAACUAGCCGGAGAAUUUGCCAUGCAAUUUCAGUCGAGAGGGUCUCUUGUCACGGCGAAUACUAUUGCAGAUGUAUUGAGCAGCAAUUUGAAUGUCAGUUUCUGGCUUUGCAUACUGAACAGAUGCAGAACUGUGGCACAAAGAAACUUGUCCCUGUAUGGUGAUUAUCCGAAGAUACUUUCUGAACAUGGUCGUCGUGUCGACCUGACAAACUUUGCUUUGUCUCCGGUUGCUCCAUUGCACGUCAUACCUUAUGUUGGUAUCUGCAGUGUAAAUACAGUCGAAAUUAAGGAUUUGCCAAGGAUGACAUUCAGAGAACUAUUACUGGGUUCUAGUGUUAGGCCAAAAGGAGAGUUCAGUCUAGUUAUAUGGGAAUCCAGGCUAUCUCCUUAUACUUCGUUUGUUCACUUUGUUCCAAAUUGUGCUCAAGAUAUGCCUGAAGAUGCACCCUUGUCUGGAAGGAAGCGUCGAGGAGUUCCUUCCUAAUCAUGCAAACAUUAUUUUCUUAAUUUUGUAGAUCUGAUAUUGUAAUUUAGAUAUUGGGUACAAAAGGAUAUAACAAGAAGUCCAUGAUAUUUGUAGAAUUCUGAGCGGCUGAUUGCUGCAUGUUCUUCUCUUGCUGUAUAGCUAAUCUUCAGUAUUGGCCACCAUCUGAGGACUGAGAUAUCGUAUCGUCAGAAGCUCAUCAUUCAGAGCUUCCUACAGUUGCGAUGUUUAUUCUCGUGAUUUGUAAAAAGAGAACGAGGUCAGAACUGAACUUGUGAAUUUCCAUCAUUUUCAGGCAAUGAACCAAAUGAGCUCUACUUUUUAGUUAUAGUUUCUCUGCUUGGAGGAUUUGGA
This is a messenger RNA of Oryza brachyantha (malo sina), 1982 nucleotides long. RefSeq lists its product as uncharacterized. NCBI's taxonomy places the organism in Eukaryota, Viridiplantae, Streptophyta, Magnoliopsida, Poales, Poaceae. Bases 171 to 1628 code for a protein of 485 amino acids. The transcript has a single exon. The record is from RefSeq and is a predicted model, not a curated record.